UGUGUCAAAUUUAAUAUUAUAUUGUUGUUUCAAGCUCUUCGACACGUGCGUGUAAAUUGUGUUAUUUAGUAUAUUUAUUCGUAACAGUGAAAGCUGAACAAAAAAUCACCAUGGACGUUGAUGCAACGGAGGCUCAGUUGCAAGUACGAUUCGUCACUAAACAAGAACAAUAUGCAGUUCCCGACAGUCCCUACGCCAUACAAAGCAAUGUGCAACCUGCAGACCUCAACACAUUGGUCAAUGCCCUGCUCAAGGAGGCUGACAGCUCAGCAAAGAGAGUUGAAUUCGAUUUCUUAGUGUGCGGGGAACUGUUGUGCUCGCCUCUUGGCGACCAUCUUCAAGAGAAGGGUGUUUCUACCGAACAGACUUUGGAAGUUGAGUAUUUGGAGAGGUUCCCGGCACCAAGCCCACAGGAUUGUUUGAUGCAUGAUGACUGGGUUUCUGCAGUACAGGCUCAUGGAAACUGGAUCCUGUCAGGCAGCUAUGACAACAGUCUGCAUAUCUGGACGACCAAGGGGCAGCACAAACUCGCUAUACCAGGCCACACAUCUCCCAUUAAAGCUGUCUCUUGGGUGUCAGUCAAUGGUGAUCAAGCAGUUUUUGCUAGUGGUUCCCACGACCAAUCUGCCAUGCUCUGGGUAUGGAAUGUUUCCAACAACUCUGUGGACUGUGUGGUGACGUGCCGAGGACACGAGAAAGGAGUGGAGAGCCUGUCGGUGUCUGCUGAUGCUUCAAAACUGGCUACUGGCAGCUGGGACACUAAUAUAUGCUUGUGGAGUGCUAGUCUUUCUGAUGAAGAUAAUGUACCAGCAAAGAAGAGAAGCAAGUCUGACCGAGGACAAGAUCAUGGAAACACUAGGGAACCACUGGCAACAUUAAAAGGUCACCGUGAAGCAGUGUCCGGCGUGCAAUGGAUGGACUACAACACUGUGCUUUCCAGUGGCUGGGAUCAUCUGCUCAAGAUCUGGGAUUGCGAGCUCAAUGGCAUAAAACAGGAAAUUGCUGGCAACAAGGCAUUCUUCGACGUGGAUUGGUCUCCGCUCAGCAACGCCAUGAUAACAGCCUCUGCAGACAGACACGUUCGUCUGUACGAUCCAAGAUCUCAAGAAAGCAUAGUAAAGACGACGUUCACAUCGCACACGGGUUGGGUGCAGUCAGUGCGCUGGUCCAAGACUCGGGACACACUGUUUUUGAGCGCUGGCUGCGACGGACAAGUCAAACUGUGGGAGACUAGGAGCCCCCGCACCCCACUGUACGACCUGAGCGGGCACGAAGACAAAGUCCUGUGUUGCGAUUGGUCCGUGCCGUCUCUGCUCGUCAGCGGCUCCUGUGAUAACACACUCAGGAUAUUCAAGGCCAAGAACGCUCUGCCAGCGUAAACUAGUAAUGUUACAAGAGUACACUCAAAAAGGUAAGGACUCUUUCAACGUCAAGGAUAAGGGGUCGAUUGCAAUAACAGCUGUCACCGUUAUUUACGAAAUGAUUAUUAUUAUUAAUUUAUGAGUAUUUUCAUGACGCUGACAGUGACCAGUACGUCAAGUAUUUGGUAUAAUCUGCCCUUAGUCCCAGUGUAGUAUCGAUUCGUUAGCAAGCAUUACGUCAUCAUAAUGUUUAAUAUUAUUUUGACAAUGUUAUUCAAAGUAAUUCGUCGAUUAUAGGGAACUAAAAGCAAAGUCAUCUUGUAAAAAAUAUGAUAUUUCGCUUGCCGACAUGUUGAUAGGAUUUGAUAUUGGUUCUGCGUAACAUAACUUGGCACAGUUUAUGGUUUUAAUUCUUAAAUGGAAUCUUACUAAGUCGGACGCGAUAUAAAGUCCGUGCGUUUCAAAGGGUUAAUAAACGCAUUUUGAUUAGCAAGUUCUAAUAUAAACAAACUAUCGGGACAUGCCGUAAGUUCUGUGUAUACAUAGCUUAACUAAAAGAUCUGAUGUCGGCCAGAUCGAAGGCGUGAUAUAUAUGGCGUUGAAAGGGUUGACAUUAUCCAAUUUAUUAUUUUCAAAGCAUUUGAUUCUUAAAAUUUUGAGUGUACUCUUAAAUUAGCAAUAGAAAAUAUUAAAUUAAUUCAUUAUAAUUAACUCCGUGGCAUCACUUUCAAACGGGACUGCUGUAAUUCCACAUAGAUACUGUAUGUUUGUCAGAAUAAAUGACUUUCCGAUUUUUUCCGCAACCCAAACUGGGUUAGGCAUGUAUCUUACUCGUAAUUUUCAUAAUUCCAUGUUCACGGUGUUCAUAAUCUAAGUUAGGAUAAUGUUUGUCGACAAACAAUAUUGUCCACUUUUUUAUUAUGUCUGUGGAUCUUCGACUGCAAUGUUAGUAGGGUGGGGCGUGUCAGAGCGUAAUAAAAUAAAAUGAUGAACUAAA
Leguminivora glycinivorella is the source of this 2358-nucleotide messenger RNA. RefSeq names its product ribosome biogenesis protein WDR12 homolog. Gene Ontology annotation, molecular function: protein binding. Bases 111 to 1379 code for a protein of 422 amino acids. The transcript has 9 exons. Gene Ontology annotation, biological process: ribosome biogenesis. Lineage: Eukaryota; Metazoa; Arthropoda; Insecta; Lepidoptera; Tortricidae. The record is from RefSeq and is a predicted model, not a curated record. Gene Ontology annotation, cellular component: preribosome, large subunit precursor.